AUGCCGAAACUCCAUCUCCUUCUUCCCCUCCUUCUCCUCGCCUCCGCCGGCGGCGGCGGCAGCGGCCGCGGAGGAGUAAGUUCCGUUCUCGCCACCGACAAACAAACCUUCAAAGAGGCACCCAAAUUCUACAACUCCCCUGCCUGCCCACCCAUCCCCGCCGACGACUUCUGCUCAAACCAAUCCAUCAACAUAGCCAUGACCCUCGACCUCCACUACCUCCGCGGCUCCAUGGCAGCGAUCCUCUCCACACUCCAGCACUCCUCCUGCCCGGAAAACAUCCGCUUCCACUUCAUCUCCUCCCUGCCUUCCCUCCACAAAACCAUCCUCCUCUCCUUCCCUUACCUCCGCUGCCAGCUCCACAUCUUCGCUCCUUCCCCAGUCCAGGGCCUAAUCUCGACCUCAAUCCGACAAGCACUCGAUUCCCCUCUCAACUACGCCCGCAAUUACCUCCCAACCCUGCUCCCCACCUGCUUGACAAAAAUCCUCUACCUCGACUCCGACCUCAUCCUCGUCGACGACGUCGCCGACCUCGCCGCCACCCCUCUCCUCGGGAAACCCCUCGCCGCACCCGAAUACUGCAACGCCAAUUUCACCAUCUACUUCACCCCGACCUUCUGGUCGAACCCGUCCCUGUCGCUGACGUUCGCGGGGAGGGACGCGUGCUACUUCAACACGGGUGUGAUGGUGAUCGAUCUGGUGCGGUGGAGGGUCGGUGGGUACACGAGGAGGAUCGUGGAGUGGAUGGAGCUUCAGAAGAGGAUGAGGAUCUACGAGCUGGGUUCCCUGCCGCCUUUCCUGCUCGUUUUCGCCGGGGAAAUUGCGUCGGUGGAUCACCGGUGGAACCAGCACGGGCUGGGCGGGGACAAUUACAGGGGGCUGUGCCGGGAUUUGCAUCCGGGUCCGGUGAGCUUGUUACAUUGGAGCGGGAAGGGAAAGCCGUGGGCGAGGAUCGAUUCGGGCCGGCCGUGCCCGCUCGAUGCGCUCUGGGCGCCGUACGAUUUGCUGGUGAGGGAGAACGGCGGGAUCGAGUCUUAA
This is a messenger RNA of Linum tenue, 1038 nucleotides long. Lineage: Eukaryota; Viridiplantae; Streptophyta; Magnoliopsida; Malpighiales; Linaceae. The record is from the annotation of a GenBank genome assembly.